GACUGGAAUAAAGUGCACAGGAAAGGUCACCAACUGUAAAAGUAUGAAAGGUCGUUUUGCUAUCACCACGUCAAAAAGUGCAGCGUGCUGUCUUUCAUGAUUGGCAUACACUUUGCGAGUGUUAAGAUGACUGAGGACAGAAUAGAUAACACGGAGCCAAGAUUUACCCUUGAGCAGUUUAACCUGCUGACACGGCUGGUGUCAAUUGGUGAGAGACUUCAGCAGACGGGUCUGCCUUGGGACAACAUGUUCCAAGCUCUCUACACCAUGCAGCAAAGUUAUCGUCUGGGGGAAAGGCUGCCUAUGGUACGAACUGGACCUCAGUCGGUAUUCACAUAUGAGCAGCUCAUCCUUCUGACACGUCAGUUGUCAAUUCAUCAGAGUCUCCAUCAGACUGGUCUGUCAGAAUGCAGCAUCUUACAAAUCCUUUGCACCAUGCAGCAAAACAAAACCGGAAACAUCGACAUCGACGAGGACUAUCUAAAAACAGACAAUGAAAAACACCAUUAUGGAUGUCAAUUGAAGAUGGAUACAACAGAAAGGACGGAAAACAAUGAAAUCCGAUCUCUCGAAAAAGCUGCAGAACAUGAUUUGAUGAAAGAAGUGGACAAGAUGAUGGAGAAAAAUAUUACAGAUAUGAUGGAUUUGAAUCGAGAAAUCAAGGAAUUCCUUCUCAAGAAUAACAUCUGUCAAGAAGCAGUGGCUGCAGAUAUCGGCACCAGCAGAAGCCUCGUGUCGCUGUUUCUUAAUCAUGGCCGCGGCUUGAACAUUGGCAAGAAAAGAGCUCUCUAUACUUUGUACUUGGAACAGAAGCAAACUAAACAAGGAUUGCCAAUUCAUGUUAAGGAAGAGCUUUGACCACGUUACCCUUGACACGAUGAUCUGAGGGAUUUCUGCCAAAUAUACGAAGCAACGGACUUUAGGAUAUCUUUUAGCUUUACUGGAACAUCGUACCAGCGUCCUCAUAUUGAAGUCGUCCGAUGCGUAAGAGACGCCAUUCUUAGCAAAGUUUCUUAAACACCAUACAUGUCAAUAAAUAUCAUAGAUUUGUUAUUGAUUGUUAUUUUGUCAAUACUUUAUCUUAAUUUGAUUUACGUUUAUAUUCUUUGCCUUUUCCUUAUCAGUCGUUCCGAGCAUCCAAACAAGAAAUGAAUAGAUAUCAUUGUAGACUUA
Branchiostoma floridae (Florida lancelet) is the source of this 1173-nucleotide messenger RNA. RefSeq lists its product as uncharacterized. Gene Ontology annotation, molecular function: double-stranded telomeric DNA binding. Gene Ontology annotation, cellular component: nucleus. The record is from RefSeq and is a predicted model, not a curated record. Gene Ontology annotation, biological process: positive regulation of DNA-templated transcription. Bases 97 to 858 code for a protein of 253 amino acids. The transcript is spliced from 7 exons. NCBI's taxonomy places the organism in Eukaryota, Metazoa, Chordata, Leptocardii, Amphioxiformes, Branchiostomatidae.